Cornus florida is the source of this 615-nucleotide messenger RNA. RefSeq lists its product as uncharacterized. The transcript has 3 exons. Bases 1 to 615 code for a protein of 204 amino acids. NCBI's taxonomy places the organism in Eukaryota, Viridiplantae, Streptophyta, Magnoliopsida, Cornales, Cornaceae. The record is from RefSeq and is a predicted model, not a curated record. Gene Ontology annotation, molecular function: nucleic acid binding.
AUGGCUAUUAAAGGGCAAGUUGUGGCUGAUUUCUUAUUGGAAUGUGAUGUAGAUGAGCCAGAUGAAUGCCUUGAAGAAUCUUCAUGGCAGCUCUUUGUUGAUGGCUCUUCAAAUCAGAUGGGGGUAGGAAUCGGGAUCAAUGUGCCGAGGGCAAUCGUAAUGGAUAAUGGGACUAACCUUGAUAGCAAGCAGGUGAAUGGUCAGGCUGAAAUCACAAACAGAACGAUCUUUGCUUGUAUAAACAAGAAGCUUGAAGAAGAGAAAGGGAAGUGGUUAGAUGAACUCCCGAAUAUCCUGUGGGCGUAUAGAACGACUCUAAGACGACCGACCAGAGAAAGCCCAUUCUCCAUAGCAUAUGGUACUGAGGCAGUAAUAGAACACCAAGUUCCUACCAUUCGUAGUUUAGCGUGGAAUCAAGAGCGGAAUGACCAUAUGCUGAAAUUCUACCUCAACUUGCUUGAAGAGAAGAGGAAUGCUGCAGCAAUAAGGCUCACAUCAUAUCAACAAACGCUUAUGAACAGUCACAACAGAAAGGUGAGGGAUAGGGGUUUUGCACCUGGUGAUUUGGUUCUGAAAAGAAAAGUCGAUAUUAUUAAGAAAAUGUUGUCACCAUGA